Molecule: messenger RNA, 1428 nt
Organism: Cyclospora cayetanensis
Lineage: Eukaryota; Apicomplexa; Conoidasida; Eucoccidiorida; Eimeriidae
Exons: 3
Coding region: 1-1428 (475 amino acids)
Molecular function (GO): protein binding
Source: RefSeq, a predicted model, not a curated record
AUGCAACACACCGUUCCCAGGCAUAAACAGCCUGUCAACAGGUCAAAUUCUUUUUAUCACGACUUAAGAGGUCUUUUCCAAUUAGUUACUGAUAUACACUUGAGCAAUCCCCACGGCAACUCCAUGAGGAGCUUCAGAACCUACUGCACACAACCCCACAGCACUCCCAGUGAAGCUGCAAAUCCCAGUUCUUAUGCUAAACCAGAGGUUAUGCAAGGGGCAACUACGACUGCUCCUGUAUCUGUUCCGGUAACUAGUCGGAUGGCUGAUGAUAGGGCGCCUUCAGGGGAUGAAUGUGUAGAAAAGAGCUCAUGGAGGUAUAAUUCCACUGACAAACAGUGGCUGCUGCAGGCAGCAGAUGCUGUGUUCGGUCUACCAUCAAUGUCACCUGAUAUAUGGACAGAAGAACCAGAGGGGGAAAGAAGGCCGCUAAUCUUAGUAGCACUUGCAGAAGCGAUACAGCACGAGGCGAAACUUCGAAAUGAGGCGAGAGAGCAGCAACAAGAGGUGGAUGACCCACUGCUGUUAUCUAAAACGAUAAUCCACCAAAAGUGGAAAAAGAACUUUGAUAUGGUCCGGUUGCUGUUGGCUCACGGGGCAUCUUUAGACAAGCCAUCCGAGGCCGGGGUUUUCCCCCUUGAGUAUUCCAUAAAGAAGCACAGCAUGCAGGCGACCACUCUAUUGUUAUCUGCAUCACAAUGCUACACCAAUGACCACCAGUGGUUGUUUCCACUGCCCCACGAGCUAACGCCACUGCAUCUUGCCUCAGCAGAUAAUGAUCUUAGCCUAGCCAGUUUGCUCUUAAAUGGGCAACCCGAUGGUCUAUCAACAAUAAACGCUCGUUGUCGAAAAUGCAGCUCUACUGCAGUCGCCUUCACGUAUCUGCCCGAGGCCCCCAGCGGACUACUUCCAGAGCGCGCAGUUCGAGUCCAGCUGCCCCUCUGCCGGAACUGCCUGGUCAACGCACGAGACGCUCAUGGCUGCACCUCAGCGUUCUACAGUGGGAGCCGCCGUAUGCUCAGGCUGCUGCUAGACAGUGGCACUAACCUUGAUGCGCGUUGCCGCUCGGGCGACACUCUUCUUCACGCUCUUGUUUACAACGCUUUCCGCAAUGUAGAUCCACCUGCAACAAGCUUGUGGGAUGCUUCCAAGAAGCUGGAGGAGCCACGAUAUGCAGCACCUAUCACAUGCAACUGCACAGAAUGCAGUGGAAUUCGCGGCUCCAGUGCGGCUGCCCUGUGCCGCAUUGGACUACUUCUUGAACGCAUUCAGCUGCGCGCAUCUAACAACGGUGAUACCGUGCUCAAGAAUUCGACCGAGGUCCAAGCCUUCGUAAAUAGGCAUAACAAAGCAGGCUGGACAGCACUUCACAUCGCGGCAGCAAGAGGAUAUUCAGACGUCUGUAGAGUGAGAAACGAUUGUGCUUGA